Messenger RNA from Amphiprion ocellaris (clown anemonefish), 2141 nucleotides. RefSeq names its product chromosome 5 C6orf89 homolog (gene c5h6orf89). Lineage: Eukaryota; Metazoa; Chordata; Actinopteri; Pomacentridae. The record is from RefSeq and is a predicted model, not a curated record. The transcript is spliced from 8 exons. The coding region runs from base 206 to 1204 and encodes 332 amino acids. Gene Ontology annotation, cellular component: nucleolus; Golgi membrane.
GAAGAAGCAGCAGAAGCCUCCGUUAGUGGCAGACAUACCCGUUAGCUAACGAGCUACUUAUCCGGUAAAAUAGAUUUAUUCGCGGUAACAGCGGUAGACAUGAGACGGUGUCCGGCUCGGUGGAGGAUCUCAGUCUGAGAUGACAUGAUGCUCCUGCAGCCUCCAGCAGCUGAACAUUGACGCUUUUGACCGAGAAUCUGCCGCCAUGGGGACCACGAUGAGCGAACCGUGCAUCUACGACAAGCUGUCCGAGAGCAUCGACAUCCUCCGCCAGUCGGGAUAUCGCUACGGCAUGUCGGAGAGGGAGAUCGAGAGGUUCAUCAAGCAGGUCCUGGAGACCAACGAGCCCAGAAGAGAACCUCCUCAGUUUCCGAUCCUGAGAGCCACCAUCAAGUUCGUGGUGGCGGUGGGCUUCCUGCUGGUGGUGGUUCUGGCCUUCACCUACCCCCAGAGCGCCCCCCAGCUCGGCCUGGUCAACCUGGGCUGUUACAACUGGUCGUCUCCUCUGAGCCAUGUCCGCCUGCUGUCUCUGCCCAUUGCCAAGAAGUACAACCUGCAGGGUUUCCAUGAGUGGUGGAGUGCCGGUUCUCUCAGGCAGAACCUGGUCAACUGUUCUGGAUGUGCAGAGAUUUCCUCUGUGCUGGAAGUUCCAGAGAGCCUCAGAGGAACCGUGACGCUGCGACGAGGUCCACAGCUGGUCCUGCUGAAGGGCGGUGAAUCCCUCAGCGUCCAGCGGCAGCAGCUCGAGGAGCUCUACUUGGCCCAUUCAGGCUCCAUGUCCAUCCUGCUGGAGGAGGAUGACGAUCUGCAGAACCACAACCUCGGACUCCCUCAGGGACCCGCAAACUUCACCCUGCUCUGGAGGUUCAGCUCUGGGACCAGGGAGAAGGUGUUACGGUGGCUCUUCCCGAAGGCUGAACUCUGCCCCCUGCUGGACAGUGCAGGAACCAUCCUGCAGCGCUGCCUGGUCACACACAGCACAAACUCCCAGAGCAAGGGUGUCAGGGUGCUGGGUUGGCUGGUGGUGGGCGAGGGGCUGCCGACGGUCCGAGUUCUGCCGGUUCAACGCUGCCAGAAACACUGCAGCUCCUUUAACCUGUGGCUGACACCUGGAGACAUGGUGUACGCUGACCCUCGGUACUGGCAGAUGGAGCUCUUCCCGGGUCGAGGCCAGAACAUCAUCUGCGACGGUUCGGCCUUCUAGCCUCCGAGCGGUUUUGGGACUUGGCAGAUCGUCAGUGAAUGUUGGAGGCGUUUGGGAGCUUCCUGUGGCUCCGCCCACUGUUGCCUUACAACCCCCGACCCGGUGGUUUUCGUCCUCGGACGGCUGGAAACCGCUGCUCACGUUUGGAUAACGGAAACUGUUGCAAGUUCCCAGGGUCCAGGAACGACUCUGAUGGCUGAACAUCUUCUGUGCUCGUGCCAUACCUUCAAGCUAAAUCAUCGGAAUCACCAACAUCUGCGACUGACUUAGUGAUUUAAUAAUAAAUCUGCUGCUCAUAAGUGACUCUUCCCCUGAAUGGAGAUUUUAAAAAUGGACACUUUUGUUUUUCAGUGCCAGAAACAGAAAAUUAUCUAACCCUAACCCUAAAGACUCUAAACCCUCUGAACCCCAAACAGUUUCUUAAUUUUGUUCGCUGUUGUUAAACUUUUCAUCACCGUUGGCUAAUUAUUUAUCACUGUGGGCUCAUAUUUACUCACUGUAGCUUAUUUUUUGUCAUCAUGGGCUCAUUUGUCAUCAUGGUGUGCUAAUUUUCCCUCACUGUAGACUCACUUUUACUCACUGUGGUUCAUUUUUCACUGCAAUCUAAAGUCCUAUGGAAACAUAAUACAAGAGAGAACUCAGAAAUAUCUUGUGUGUUAUUUUACACAGUUAUAAAAUGUUUUAAUUUUAAAAAAUAAUAUAUCUAUAUGUGGAAUCAAAUUGUAUAGCAUUUUUUCCAACUGUUUAGAUGCAUUAAAUUAAAUAAAAACUCAUUAGUCUUGAAGGAAAGUUGUCAACACUGGAAAAAAUGGCGACUUUGCAGACUAUAGGUAUUUAAUUAUUUAUGUUUUUAUUUAGUUCCUAUACAUGUCUCCUCUCUGCUCUGUAAAAACAUUUCCUGUAUUUCAGCUGAAAACAAUGAAUUUUUGUCACUUGA